This is a messenger RNA of Aptenodytes forsteri (emperor penguin), 2135 nucleotides long. It is a transcript of the gene RAB21, whose product is annotated as RAB21, member RAS oncogene family. The record is from RefSeq and is a predicted model, not a curated record. The transcript has 7 exons. The coding region runs from base 1 to 603 and encodes 200 amino acids. Gene Ontology annotation, molecular function: GTP binding; GTPase activity. Lineage: Eukaryota; Metazoa; Chordata; Aves; Sphenisciformes; Spheniscidae. Gene Ontology annotation, biological process: Rab protein signal transduction.
AUGGGGCCAGAGACAGGACUGGGGACCAGGCCACAUUGGUCCACAGACCGUCAGACAGGACUGGAGACCAGCAAGGCUAUCUACCCCGCAUCUUUUCUUACAAAGAAGCUAAAUAUUGGUGGGAAAAGAGUAAACCUUGCAAUAUGGGAUACAGCUGGUCAAGAAAGAUUUCAUGCAUUGGGGCCGAUCUACUACAGGGAUUCUAAUGGCGCUAUUCUAGUAUAUGAUAUAACAGAUGAAGACUCUUUUCAAAAGGUAAAAAACUGGGUUAAGGAAUUAAGAAAAAUGUUGGGAAAUGAAAUCUGUUUAUGUAUAGUAGGUAACAAAAUAGACUUGGAAAAAGAGAGACAUGUUUCAGUGCAAGAAGCAGAAACGUAUGCUGAAUCUGUUGGAGCAAAACAUUAUCAUACUUCAGCUAAACAGAACAAAGGAAUUGAAGAACUGUUUCUUGACCUUUGUAAAAGAAUGAUAGAAACUGCUCAAGUGGAUGAAAGAGCAAGAGGCAAUGGUUCCAGUCAGUCAGGAAUAGCAAGGCGAGGUGUACAGAUCAUUGAUGAUGAGCCACAAGUACAGAGCAGUGGAGGGUGCUGUUCUUCUGGAUAAUUAUAAAACUGUGCAUCACUGCCCUCUCAAUAUGAAGACUGCCAUAUUCCAAGUCACGCAUUCUUUACCAAUGGAGUAAUAGAAUUAACAGUAUUUAAAAAUAAUCACAUGUAACACUGCAGAGACCUUAAGUGCUAAACUAGUGGCGUCUGUGACCAGAGAAUUGGCAUUUUCUACCGUGGUUAACAAAGCAAUUACCAAUGGCCUUUUUACAUAUUUUUCUUUAAUGAGGAAUAAUAUGCAUGUAGAAAAGACCUACUUAAAGGCUUCAUUUAUAUUCUUUUAAAUCAGAUCAUUAUUUAAUAACUUAUAUACAUUGUUGUUGGAAUGGUAUAUGUUUUUGCAGCUCUUUGUAUUUUGUGGUAGGUUGAAUUGUAUCACUUCUAAAAUGCAAAUUGAUUUUUUUUAAAUUAGCAGAUAUCUGAAGUAAUAUUUUUGCAGGGCCUCCACAAGCCUAUAACUGUCAACUACUUUGAUAUAUUCUGUUCAUCCUGUAUGCCAAGCUGGUAAAAUACAUUGUAAAUUACAUUAAAUAUUUUAUCUGCUUUUACAAUUGCAGGUGCAGAAAUAUGUACAUCAGUCUUGUCAGUGGUUGUGAAGUGAAUAAGUCAGUGAAAGAUGCAAGCUUUUCACGUGUACUGUUGGAUUGCUCAUUCUAUUCCCCCUACCUGAAAACAGCUUUUUUUUGCUACAUUCAUAGCUACAGCAUUUAUUUAAGCCUUUUCUGGCAAGCAGCAGUAUUUAGACUAUCCCUUUAGUGGGAAGAGAAUGCUUCCUUAGACUGCUGUUUAACAUCGAGGUGUUUGACUCCCAGCUAAAACAGUUGGCGCAUGCAUAUAUCUUGCCUCUGCAGUUACUUUGGCCUCUCAGAAUAUCCCCAGAAAGUCAAAGCAACUUUAGCCCUCAUCUAUCUGGUAUCCAGUAAACCAGAUGCAUGGGAAACUCUUAAGCUGCAUUAAUACAUUUGUGUCCCAAGACAGCGUUAUAAACUAUUAAUGACAUAAUUUUUUUCCCUGUAUUGUAGGGCUUGAGUGAACAAAUGAAUUGGCAUUAACUAGAACUGCUUCUGAUUUGGAGGGAUUAAAUGGAAGAUAUGAAACUUGUCAGAUGUAAUUGUAACUUUGGGAAUACUAGACAGAACUUACUCCUGACUUGCUCUUUCUCUUGUAAAGCGUUUUGAAGCCCACUUAAGUUUUGGGAGGAGGGUUUUCAGAAAAAGUGUAUAAACUAUUAUUGCUAUAAAGGAACACAAAUGGUGGUAGCUGAAACUUCAAAAUGUUUUGUGCUUUGACUUUUUUACUUAAGUUGUCAUGCUUGGAAAAACAGUAAAGGUGAUGUCUAUGACAAAAUAGAAUAUUCCUUGGCCUUCCUUUUUCUGAAGGGUAGACUUAGUGUUGCAUAUGAAUGCAUUGAAUGGUGUGGGUAUGUUCCGAUGCGCAAAAGGAGUAGUAGGAACUAAUCAGUCUGUGUAAGAGAAGUGUGCUGUCUUCAAUCUGAUUUUUAUUUUCUCUGAAAUAGAUGGCUUUGAUACA